Messenger RNA from Heterocephalus glaber (naked mole-rat), 5127 nucleotides. RefSeq names its product DnaJ heat shock protein family (Hsp40) member C3 (gene Dnajc3). Gene Ontology annotation, cellular component: endoplasmic reticulum. Gene Ontology annotation, molecular function: protein-folding chaperone binding; misfolded protein binding. The record is from RefSeq and is a predicted model, not a curated record. Gene Ontology annotation, biological process: protein folding in endoplasmic reticulum. NCBI's taxonomy places the organism in Eukaryota, Metazoa, Chordata, Mammalia, Rodentia, Bathyergidae.
CUCUAUUGGGCGCCGCAGCCGCUCGGGCCUGGGAGUCAACUGCAGGCUGGCGAAGCUGUUCUGGGCGCCCGUGCGGGCUGGUGGGCCGCGCACCUUCCUCCUCCGCACCUCCCGCUCUCGGACAUGGUGGCCCCCGGCUCCGUGACCAGCCGGCUGGGCACGGUGUUCCCCUUCCUGCUGGUCCUGGUGGACCUGCAGUACGAAGGUGCUGAAUGUGGAGUAAAUGCAGAUGUUGAGAAACAUCUUGAAUUGGGCAAGAAAUUACUUGCAGCUGGACAGCUAGCUGAUGCUUUAUCUCAAUUUCAUGCUGCAGUAGAUGGUGACCCUGAUAAUUAUAUUGCAUACUAUCGGAGAGCUACUGUCUUUUUAGCUAUGGGCAAAUCAAAAGCAGCACUUCCUGACUUAACUAAAGUAAUUGAAUUGAAGAUGGAUUUUACUGCAGCAAGAUUACAGAGAGGUCACUUAUUACUCAAACAAGGAAAACUUGAUGAAGCAGAAGAUGAUUUUAAAAAAGUGCUUAAAUCUAAUCCAAGUGAAAAUGAAGAAAAGGAAGCCCAGUCUCAGCUUAUAAAGUCUGAUGAAAUGCAGCGUUUGCGUUCACAAGCACUUGAUGCUUUUGACAGUGCAGAUUAUACUGCUGCUAUAACCUUCCUUGAUAAGAUUUUGGAGGUUUGUGUUUGGGAUGCAGAACUACGAGAACUUCGAGCUGAAUGUUUCAUAAAGGAAGGGGAACCUCGGAAAGCUAUAAGUGACUUAAAAGCUGCAUCAAAAUUGAAGAAUGAUAAUACUGAGGCAUUUUAUAAAAUCAGCACACUGUACUACCGACUAGGAGACCACGAACUGUCCCUCAGUGAAGUUCGUGAAUGUCUUAAACUUGAUCAGGAUCAUAAGAGGUGUUUUGCACACUAUAAACAAGUGAAGAAACUUAAUAAGCUGAUUGAGUCAGCUGAAGAGCUUAUCAGAGAUGGCAGAUACACAGAUGCCACGAGCAAAUAUGAAUCUGUCAUGAAAACAGAGCCCAACAUUGCUGAAUAUACCCUUCGUUCAAAAGAAAGGAUUUGUCACUGCUUUUCUAAGGAUGAGAAGCCUGUGGAAGCUAUUAGAGUGUGUUCUGAAGUUUUACAGAUGGAACCUGACAAUGUGAAUGCUCUGAAAGAUCGAGCAGAGGCCUAUUUAAUAGAAGAAAUGUAUGAUGAAGCUAUUCAGGAUUAUGAAGCUGCUCAGGAACACAAUGAAAAUGAUCAGCAGAUUCGGGAAGGUCUAGAGAAAGCACAGAGACUAUUGAAACAAUCACAGAAACGAGAUUAUUAUAAAAUCUUGGGAGUAAAAAGAAAUGCCAAAAAGCAAGAAAUUAUUAAAGCAUACAGAAAAUUAGCACUGCAGUGGCAUCCAGAUAACUUUCAGAAUGAAGAAGAAAAGAAAAAAGCUGAGAAAAAAUUCAUUGACAUAGCAGCUGCUAAAGAAGUCCUCUCGGAUCCAGAAAUGAGGAAGAAGUUUGACGAUGGAGAAGAUCCUCUGGAUGCUGAAAGCCAACAAGGAGGAGGUGGCAACCCUUUUCACAGAAGUUGGAACUCAUGGCAAGGGUUCAAUCCUUUCAGUUCAGGAGGACCAUUUAGAUUUAAAUUCCACUUCAAUUAAACCAACUGUUUUUCUGCUCUUCUUCCUUAAUUUUUUAAAGAUUAAAAACAAAGAAAACCUUGUACUGCGAUCCCAAUGAAAAAAAAUAUCAAAUCUUUGUUUGUCCAUGACCAAAGAGUUGUUUUAAUAAGAAAAAUCCAUUUUAGAAUGAAGGUUAAUGGCUUUGCAAGGGCAGGGAGGUGAGGAAUUGUUCUGCUGACAGAGCAGCCUGUACCCAUUUCAUCCAUGGCUGGAAGUGGCCGGAGGCAACUCAUCUGUGGAAGUGCUCAUGGAGUCUUUCCCGGCAUGGCACACAGAUUCUUCUCUUCCUAGCCUGGCGUAGUACCUGUAUGGUGGAGCUGUCAUCUUCAUGGCCGUGUCGCAGUAUUCUUCAGGAGAAUAUGAACAGUUAAGCCAUAUGUUCUUAGGGACAACUAUGCUUAGAUUUUGGUGCACCUGGUCAUUUGCAAGUGUUAAAUUACCGCACCCCCUUUAACAUGCAAGCCUUCUGCACCAGCAUCACGUGGCUGGCAGUAAGAAGGGGCAGAGUCUGCCUUUUAGCCUUUUAGGAAACUUGCCACAGGAUGGUAGUCAGUAUGUCCAGGUGUAGACUGAGGAGUGAUGUUAAGCAUAUUUUGGGGGGUGGCUGGUACCUAGAGAAGAAUACCGAGUUAACUGGAAUUUAAUUGCAAAACUUAUGGGCCCUUUUGUUUACUGUUAAACAGAACAAGUUAACUAAAAGUAAUACAUAAAAAAGGUUCAGAUAGUAUAGCUGUGGUAUUUAAAUAAUAUUGCUGAAGUUUAAUUUGAAAUACUUUUUAAGCAACCCAAGUUCUGAGUUGUGUUGUUACAGGAUUUCCUGAAACAAAACUGGCUUAGAAAUCUAAAAUUGCUCAGCUAACAAAACACACAGAAUGCUGUGAUUCCUGCUUUCAAGCAGGAGAGUGGGGCGGCUUCUCUUACAUAUGGCUGCACCCUGGGCUGUGGCGACGGCCCCCUGGGAGCGGUUCACUGGUGCACAGUGGACAGCAGACCUGCCUUCACCCAGCCUGGAUGCCGAGAGGCGUUCUCCUGCCUAGGAGGAAGGACAGACCUGAGGAUCUGUCAGCGCUGGCUGUGUAUCAGUCAUUGCAUUUAACCAGAUGAUACCUGCUCCUGAGACACCUUCCUGUUACUUUUGAAGAAGGUAACUAUCUGUGCUCACUUUGGCAGCACAUAUACUACAAAAAGGUGACUAUCUAAAAAGUGUGCUAUUCAGUCUUUGUAUACUGGAUGAUUUUUGCCCUAAAAAAAUGAGUGUUAUUGAAUCAAGAUCUCUGAAUUCUUAUGGAACUAAUGAUGCUGCAUUUAAAAAUCUAAGAUAAUUACUUUAGAUAAGAAUUACCUUUAUUCUAGAAAGGUUUUGUUUUUGCCUUGAAGCAUUCUGAGAUAUUUUAAGGAUUAAAGAGUCUAAUGUAUUGCUUUUAUGAAAUCAAGCAUUUUAAUUCACUGAGGCAUCCUGUCCAUGAAUGUCUACAGAAGCCAAGCACAAAUAAUUUUUUUCUGUAGUCAUAUCCUUAAAUAUUCAGAAAAAAAAUUUUAACUGAAGGACGCAAUCACAUAAUUGAAUUGAGCAAAACACUCAAGUGCUUUUUGCAUCUAUGUAGGAAUCUGUUUCUUACCAAUAAACUUAAAAAUGCAUUCUGAAAACUAGUGACCAGCUUGCAGCUUUUAUUUGUUUUAGUGGCUUAAAAUUCAAGCCAAUGUGAAAUUUCCCAGGUAAAUUCAUCUUUGUUCUUUAGUUAUCUCAUUACCUCACUAAUUAUGGUCAGCAAUGUGUAUUUUAAAAUCUGGUUCCUUCUGCAGAUGUUACUGUGACCUCUGAAAUAUAGUAAAGGCCUCUACCUACUUUCAAAAGGAAACAUAGAACACUUCAUCCUUUGGAGAGGAUGAAAAGCAACCAACGAGGAGCCAGAGGGGUCUGGGCUGGCCAAGGGCUGGACUGUAAGGGAGAGGUGUCUCAGGCCUCACUGCCUCCCAACUUGCUGCCCAGGAGGUUUGUUCUUCACUGUAACAAAAUUACUGUGGAUUAAGUCAGUUUAAUGGAAAUGUGCAGAGAGCUACAGCCUUUAUCAGUAAAAAGAGAAAGCAGCUUUGGUGCCAAGUGCCAACACCACAGGGGACACAUUCUCUGGAUUCUGUUGCUUUGCUCAUUACUGAAGUAAUGACUUUUAAGCUCCAUCCUGGAUGGCCACCGGUAGUCUCCGGUGUCUUCCCACAUGGAAGGAUGGUAACUGUCCUUUCCCUGACCAGCGACUGAGAAAAAUCCUGAAUGUGUAAGGGGAUGGAACAGUCACUCCUCCCACCUGCCUGACACAUGCAAUGGAAAAACACAUUACUGACAAAGCAGUUUCCCAUUUUUGUUAGGCUAGUUUCCACAUUCCGCCCAUUUUUAGGGCCUGCAGGCUUCCUUGUGGGAGCCUCUGGAGUGGGGUGUCACAGGCACUUUCCACAGCAGGAGUUUAAAUGCAUCAGCUUGAAGCCUUAAAAAGUUCCUCCUCAUUCCUCAGUUCUGAAAGCUUGUGCUUUCUUACCACAAAUAAGCAGAUGGAAACAACUUUAACAGUUAAAUGUGACUGGAAGUAACAUUAAUUUUAUAAUUUUUUUCUCUUACAUGUUGUAAGUCUGUAUUUGAGUAUCAGUAUGAAAACAAGUUGUUGGAGUUCUGACAGCAGAAUCUAAAACCUACCCAUGAUUUAAAAAAAAUUACUGAUAUAACCAUGUUUUAAGAAGGCCAAUAGGAUCACAAUUUAAAAUUGGCACCAUUUUCUCUUCCUGGUAGAUAACGAAAAAUUUCAGGUUUAAAGGCAUAAAGUUGUACUUGGUAUUUACCCCAAAUUAAAGAAAGUGUGUAAGAAAGAGGCAGAAAUUAAAAAUGUCUCCUGGGUCGGCCUCUGUUAGAGCCGACAGUUUUACAGACACAUGGCACCGGUGCUGGGCCUUGCAAAAUAUUUUCAUGAGUAUCCAUUAGGAUAAGCUAGAGAAAUUAACACAACUUUCUUGAAUGUCAUUGACUUUUUCAUGUUUAUAAAGAAAAGAAGAAGGCCAAUGCUAAAUUUGUCAACUAACAUCCUUGCUGUAGAUCAGAUCAUUCCCUUUCUGUUAAUGGCAGAAUUUAUUUUGUACUUCUGAAUGAUAUUAAGAGGUGGGAAUUUUUUCAGGUGAUCUCUUCAUUGACUGAUUUAAGCAUAAAAUUAGCCACUGCGUGGCUUCAUGUACAUUCAUCUGUGGAUGAAACAUUUACCUGCAGAGGAAAGCAGAGCAUAGGGGAGGUGAAAAGUGAAGAUGUUUGAGAAGUUGAAUUAUUACUCUUACUCUAAGGUUUGUUUUGAAUGAGAAAAGACUUAGUCCAUCUCAAUUUAGGGUUUUAAUAAAGGACGUAAAAUUUGAAAUAGGUCUCAGACAUGUCUAUGGGUACUAUUUUUUAUACCCGUGUAUUUUCACAUUUAAUAAAAAUAUUUAUGGUCAUCA